Bipolaris zeicola 26-R-13 is the source of this 846-nucleotide messenger RNA. RefSeq lists its product as uncharacterized. The record is from RefSeq and is a predicted model, not a curated record. The transcript is spliced from 2 exons. Bases 1 to 846 code for a protein of 281 amino acids. Gene Ontology annotation, biological process: mitochondrion organization. NCBI's taxonomy places the organism in Eukaryota, Fungi, Ascomycota, Dothideomycetes, Pleosporales, Pleosporaceae. Gene Ontology annotation, cellular component: membrane; mitochondrion.
AUGGCCGCGAUUCCCACGUCUCUCUUUCGCUGGGUUGUUCCCGCCGCCAUUGGCGCCAGCGUGGUACAAUCCUCCAUCUACGAUGUCAAGGGCGGUACCCGCGCAAUCAUCUUCGACCGUCUGUCGGGAGUCAAGGAGACUGUCGUCAACGAGGGCACACAUUUCCUGAUUCCAUGGCUGCAGCGGGCCGUCGUGUUCGAUGUUCGGACUAAGCCGAGGAACAUCAGCACGACGACAGGAAGCAAGGACUUGCAGAUGGUUACCUUGACACUGAGGGUGUUGCACCGACCGGAGGUUAAGCAACUGCCUAAAAUCUACCAGAACCUCGGUCUUGACUACGACGAGAGGGUCCUUCCCUCUAUCGGAAACGAAGUCCUCAAAGCCAUUGUCGCCCAAUUCGACGCUGCAGAACUCAUUACGCAGCGAGAGGCCGUGUCGAACCGCAUUCGCGCCGAUCUACUGAAGCGCGCCAACGAGUUCAACAUUGCGCUCGAAGACGUCUCCAUCACACACAUGACGUUUGGCAAGGAAUUCACCAAGGCGGUUGAGGAGAAGCAAAUCGCACAGCAAGAAGCGGAGCGCGCGCGAUUCAUUGUAGAAAAGGCAGAGCAGGAAAGACAGGCCAAUGUUAUUCGCGCAGAGGGUGAGGCUGAGGCGGCGGACACGAUUAGCAAGGCGGUGGCAAAGAGUGGUGAUGGCCUUGUUCUGAUCAGGCGGCUGGAAUCUCAAAAGGACAUUGCACAGAUUCUGGCAAGAAACCCGAACAUCAGCUACCUGCCUGGCGGGGCUGCUGGCAAUGGUGGUGGGUCAAGCGGCGGCAGCUUCCUGUUGGGCCUGAGGUCGUAG